CUUUCUUGAUACUCAAAUCAAUUGGAAAGCUGAUACGGUUAGGUUUCUAAAAACUAGGCUUUUUGAAAAUAUUUGUAUUAAAGUUAAAGUAUCUUAGUAACAAAAUAAUGAAUUGAAAACUGAAAACCGAUAUAAAAUCUUUCUUGCCGAUAUAAGAGCGAUAUAAGUUUAAACAAAAAGACAGAAAAAUAAAUCAAGGGGCAAACAGUUUCGUCAGUUGACACUUACAUUGAAGAUUCGAGAUAGAGAGCUCCAGGUAGGACGCUAGCUGUUGAAAGCUUUAGGAACAGCGAUCGCCAAAAACGGCCGAAGCCAAAAAAAUGGGUAAAGAAGUGAUUUUUGCCGACUAAAAAAGGUGUGUCACACUCUUUAAGGGUGUGAUCAAAAGAUAAAUACUCUUAUAUGCUGCUUUUAUGCGUUUCUGUCUCAUAGCUCAUACUUCAGUGCUAAACUUUGAAGGUUCAGGUACUACAGAAAAGGUUGCAGGGUGAGUACAAAAAUAGCUUCUUUCGCCCAGCAAAAAUCCUUAAUGUGCCAACAAACAAGUGUUGGGGUGAUUUCGCACCCCUCUUUAUCCCCUCCCCCUUGCAGCGGCCCUGAAGGUAGUAUCAUUUCGCUAAAAAUCCACCUAACAUUCUCCAAACUGUUGAGUAACUACAGACAUUGCCUUGAGAAGCAUUAUGCUGUAACCCCCUCCUCCCAACCCUGGCUAAGAUAACAGUAGUAGCGUGUCUACGAAUAGAAAGAGCAGCCAUGCAAAUCAAGUUGAGAUUUUCAAACGCACAAGAGAAUAUAUAAUCUCAGUACGCAGCACUGACAGACACGAACUAUAAAUAGGGAAUAAAUACCUUAUAUAAAAUGUACUUAAUGUUGGGUGAUGGUUCUAUUUUAGGGGCAAACGACUUAUGUUCAUUAUUCUUAUUCUAUAGGACGACUCAAAGAGUUCAUAACGCUAGCCAAAAGAGGACAAUGCACCCUGGCUGUUAUCGAGGCAGAUUCAUGCUUAAGUCCAUUAUCACAUAGUAAUUUUGCACCAAAUUAGGCCGUGUUUUAUUAAAGUGAAAAUCGAUUAUCGCUAGAAUGAUGAUCAAACGUCUUUCUCGGUAAAUAUCAGAGAUUGCUAACUGCUUUGUUACCGCAGCCAAUCACUUGCACGACAAAGGGAGGUUGUGCAGGUGAUCUUGGGUCUGAUAAGACCGUAGCUCGAUUCAGUAUGUUUUCAUUCUACAUAGUGGAGGCUAGAGGCAAGGUAUAAGAAAGGAAAAACAUCUAUUCCUGUACAUUGAUCUGUGUAUAUCUGAGCAAGAUAAGUUCCAUGGAGAUUUAGAACUUGAUUUGGGAGAAGUGAAGCAGGCAACGAACUAAUCAUUUUCCGCAACUAAUUAUUUUAAAAGCUCUCGUUACAGAAGAUUCCGUCUGUAGCAAGGCUGCUUGUGAGGUAAGCUAGAAGCAUGGUGGUCUCAUUAAAUGGAAGUGAUCCUACAAGGUGCACACCUAAUUUAUCCAUUGAUACUCACCUAUCAAAAGGAGCAGCCGUUGGUUAUAUCAUUAUAGGCGGGAUUGGGUUCACUAGCAAUGUGUUUAUUGACUAUAUUAUUUACCGACUCCGCUUGUAUCGUGUGCUUGGGCAUUGUCUGAUACUAAGUUUGUCCAUAUCAGACAUGAUACAAAGCUUACUUGUCUGCACUCUCAAUUCUGUGGAAUUGCUCACCGAAUCAGGGUUUUCUGUCUCCCAGUCCUGGUGCAGAUUAUCGGCUGGUCUUGGGUUGCUGGCGGUUCUAAGCACUUGUCUGAAUCUGGUUGGCAUUUCAAUGGACAGAUUCGUAGCGAUUUUCUUUCCACUGCAUUACCCGCAGAUCGUCACACCGUCAAGAGUUUACGUCUACCUCGCAAUUACUUGGAUUUCGAUGGUUACUUGGUCAUUUCUACCAUUAAUCGGUUGGAACAGCAGCCUUGAUUGUCUGAGAAACGGAUAUACGAUUUGUGAUUGGGGAUUCAGUCUAGAUUUCAACUACUUCAUAGGAACAAGUGUUGUUGUUUUAACUGCUGUUAUCAUUGUCAUAAUUUUACAAGCGACAAUUUAUGUGCAGGCUAUCAAGCAGGCCAGGAAAGUUUAUGGCAAAGAAUCUGGCCGCGCGGAGGCAGGUAGAGGCGAGCUAUCUCGUGUUCAGAAGAAAGUCUCGCGGGUCGUCGCGUUUAUUGUGCUAACCUUUUUCAUCACAUACAUCCCAUGGUUCUCGUUGGCAAUUCGAACAGUAGUUACCCAAAGCGGAGGACAUGAAGUAAUACUUGCAUGCUGCGCUCUCCUGUACACUAAUUCUAUGUUAAACCCAUGGGUUUAUGCAUCCUCAGAUAGCAACAUUCGAAAGGAAGUUUUGUCGGCCUUACAUUUACGCGGAGGUCGUAACAAUCAAGUAAACCCGACAUUGUCCACAUCUAAUGAAAAAAGCGACCAAAAACGACCAAGCAACGGGUCUAUGGAAGCUCAGGCAUAGAAUUACAAAGAAAAAGCAACUGAAUGGUCAGUGACACAAGGAUAAACUAGAUGAGUCUAGACGAUUAGUUUCAUAAGUUUUUGAAAUAUAUCCGAGCGAGUAAUUUUGAAUACGGGUGCAUUCUCAUUACAAAGCGUUUAACUGCCAGACUGUAAAGCACACCACAGAUACAGCAGUAUUUUCGCCCUUCAAGGGCAAACAUACAACGUAGGGGUGUAGUGCUUGAAUGUUUUGAAAGCAGUUACUUAUAGCGUUGUACCCAGUUGUGUCACCACUAGGCCCUUUGGCCUUGCUUUGACCAAGAAAAGCUGCGAUGAGGGUGCCUUCCAUGGCUAAUUGUGAGCGUACAUUACACGAAAAUAAAGGCCCUCCAUAUAAAAUGCCAGCAGAACAGAGCAAAGGUAAACAACAUUUCAUGGCUACUAGAACGAGACUUUUCGUUUUAAGAGCAUACACUCAGUAUUUUGUGUGCCAAUUCAUUUCUAGUGUGAGACUUUUCCAUUUCAAUAUUGGUUGAAACUUACUUAUCAGCUCUCUGCCAUUGUGGCUUUUCCAGGAAGGUUUACGUUUUACGAAACAUUUACAUUCGAAAUUACAGCGAGAGGAGAGUAUAUUGAAGAAAAAGAUUGGAAUCCUAUAUUAAGCGAUAACAUUAUUAUGAACGAAAGAUCCAAUUAUGGAAAUAAAAUAAAGAACACUGAGAAUGGUACUUCGACACUUUUUUUUAUAUUUCUUAGUGACAUAACUAUGGUUAGUCUAUAAAAACUCGAUGACUAUAAAUUAAGAGAAAAUGACCUUUUAUGGAUAUGUCAGAUUCUCAGUUGGUUGGGAAAGUGUAGUUCAAACAACAGUUCGUAAUAUUUAAUUCAGAUUAAUAUACAAUUUGACGUCGGACGCAGUAUAAAUAUACUGGAAGAGUAAGUGAGUGACACGGCAAACUGUAAACAGUAUACUUUAAAAUCAAAUCAUUAUUUUACACAUUUUGCAAUACCAAAAUGUAGAUUGAUUGAAAAUGUUGAAGCUUCAAAGCAAGAAGAUUCAUAGUGCAGCCUUUCCGAAAUACAGCAGCGAAGUAACUUUCUAGGCAAGUGAAAAUUACGCUAUUCGGUACUUGGUUAGAGGUAGACUGUAGUGAAGUACUUGUCUUCUAGUAGAUACUGUCUCUUGUUGUCUCAUGCAUUCAUUGCAACGUAAAACAGAGUAGGUUAGAAUGUCACCUAUGCAUAGCAUUAAAGGCAAGCGACGAAUACUUAAGUGGCUUAAACUAUCUGUCAAUCAUGAAUUGACCAAUCGAGAAGAGUCUUACACUCAGACGGUUAUUGAUUGGCCAAUAGUUGAAUCAAUGGCGUCGCCAGCCCGAAAAAACUGGGGUGGCAAAAAAUAUUUUCUCGACCGCGCCCUUCAGACUCCCGCAUGAAAACAGCUUUAUUUAGCAUUUUCGCAACGGGGGCUUUUUUGAAAGAACUAAAGUCGAAAUCGAUCUGAUAAAGCACACCCCCCCCCCCCAAAGGUUUUUCAACGGAUUUCGAAAAAUUAGAAAAUCAAUAUCUUGGAAAACUCUGCAAAACACCUCGUUGCGAAUACGUUGACUGCCUUUAAUCUACUAAAAUUCGUGUUUUCUACAACCUUCUUCCAAGAUUAAAUACAAGGAGAUCCAAAAGUUUGCGGUAAAAUGAAUAUUAGAAAAAAGAAUUAUAGCAUACGUGAAACAACAAACACAAAUACGAUAUAUAAUAUUAAAUAUAAUCUUCCUAGCAAUACAGGCAUUAUGUUGUGGAUUAUAAGUUAUGUGGAAGGGCACAAAAAUUUUAUAAGCGAUAUCAAUGUCAAGAAAGGCUAUAAUGUGUUGCAUUCUUCAGAAUCGUCUUUGUUACUUCUCUUUGACGACAGCUUAUCUAGAAGAGAAACAAAAAUAUCGAUUAGUUAAUCAAAACGAAACGGACAAAAGAUAGUUACUAUUUUUUGAUUAGGGCACUCUGCACACCUGUUAUACAGCAAUUCCCUGUGUUUAAUGUUAAAUGCUAAAGAGGGCCUAUAUGCUUGUUACUACAACAAGAAGCAAGGGAGCGUAGUUCAAAGUCAUAAGGAUCGAUAGACUUGGGAAAGCUGAUUUUCUUUAAGGCUUUUAGACGUAAAGCAAAACUUGAUCAGAUUGGGGAACCCUACCAGGUUAGGUUGAAGAGCAUGCUUCAAAAACCAAAGAAAUGUCUUUGGAAGCCGAAAAUAUCUGAAAAUAUGGAGCAGUCAUCAAGCAAAUGAAUUAUAUCAUCAACAUUUGAUUGACCGACCGAAGUCAGACUUUCAUUUUUGGGAAUCUAAUAGAACGAAUGUAAACGUAAUAUUUCUGCGCUGGCAAACUCUAAACUGAGCUUCUUCGAACAAAAUUCCUUCAGUUUCACAGUCAAAACCUUUGGCAACAACCACAAUACAUCCCUUACGUGUAAAUACAUGGGGUUGAUAAACAAGUUUUCUCCUUAGUAAAGAAGGGUACUAUCACUUAAUGUUGAAAUUUAUUUUUACAGUGUGUGCAGAAUGCCAUAAGAAAAGGCAUAAAUUCUACAAUGCAAAACUUUCGCGAAAAUCAAUUGUUCUCAAUGUCAUGAACUUAUGGUAGCCUUGUUGAGAAAGUGGCUAGAGUAGUUGAAGUUAAUUACUAAAACAAAUUCUCGUGUGGGUUAGUAUUACUGUAAAUUUAACAAGUGUGUGCGUGUUAGAGGUAUUUUAAAAAUUAGGCUGCAUGUAACUAGAAAAACACAUGUUAUGCAAUUGAGAAAUGUAUAAGAUUAGUGGAAUUAUGCGUUGAGAUUAAAAAUUGUAAAUUGGACCAACCUGAAGAAAUUAACAUGCUCUCUCUCCGAGGUUUGUAAAUAUUAAUGUGUCUCCUCGUUGUGCAUCUUAUCCUUUGUACUUUGAACAAUUUAGUAUAGCGUUACACUGAGAUUUAUUUUUAUCAUUAAUUUGGCUUAUCAACUGAAAUUAAUUAACAGAGCGACCGACGUUUGUGUUUGCCUGAUUACUCCCAGUGUGGCUCUGAACUAUUUUAUCGCUGUCUCGUUUCUCUCUUAAAUUUACUCAUAAGUGCAAAAUUCUGGUCACAGAUUUUCCAAUCAUUCAGGGAACGUCUUCACUAAUAAAAUCAAAAAUAGGCGUAAUGCUUUUUUAUCGAAAAAUAGAACCAAACCUAAAGACCGUUGGAUAGUUUGGUAUAUAAACAGGAAUCAAGAGUCACGUAAAAUUUAAACGAAACGAUAAAGUUUCAGCCUAUCUUUUGCUUCACUCGACUCUCAUUAUAGUUACAUUAGACCUAGCUUGAAAAGUUUAAUAGAUACAAGUUCAAAGUGACUUCAACCAACAGUGUAAUUAUUAUCGGAGUCGACUGCGGAAUAACAGAACAAACAGACAUUUUGGAAAAGAACGUUCAUGUAUAUAACAUACGAAAAACAGGGUAUACGCGAUAUAAAAUACAGAAUAAAGAAAGAAGCCUUAUAGGCGUUGGUACUUAAAUGCAUAUACAGUUAUCCCCCUUGUAAAGAAAAACGAGUACCAAUCUUUGAAUACACAAAUGAAUAUACAAGAUACACAUUUAUAGUAAUAAGAGAUUUACAUCUGAUUUACAGCUUUUAGUAUACUAAGCUAAAUAUACUUUGAUAUAAGGUAUAAUAGUACUGGGUCUUUGUAAGUAGCAAGGGAAUUUAUCAUUUUAAUACGCUACUCUAGAAAGCCAGUUGUCUUUCUAUCCUUCUAGUAUGAGUUACAGAGACGUGCAAAUAUUCCCCAUAUCACGAAGUAUCUCAAAACAAGAGGCAUAGGCACUAGAGAAUAGUCUCCAGCAUUCUUCUUAUACAUAUGCACUUUUAAUAACAGUGAAGAUCCCGGCAUGAUAAUUCCGUCAGAGAGGCAGAUAAUUAUACCAAAAAUUUAAGAAACAUAAGUGUUUUAUCCAAGUAAGAGGAAAUAGAGGUCUCGCUGGAUAGCAUGCAAAAUGAGAGGUCAGCGUUUAAAAAUAUCCACUUUAACAGCCAUUGUCUUAAGACUUGCCAAAACAAAUCUUUAGGAGCUAUUUCUGGUCUUCAAUCUCUUCAAUUUUCUUUUUAAGCUAGGUAAUCUCAAAUUUUCAGUUUCUCCGAAAAAUAAGAGAAUGACACAGUAUGAUAAGAUAAUAAAUUGACAAGAUCUACUAAUAAAUAAUAAUAAAACAGUCUUCCUAAUCAAUAAUUGGACGGAUUUUGUUUAUCAACAGUUUCAAUGUCAGCAGUUGACGGUUUCAAGAGAAAUCGAAAUUUGGUAUCAGGAUUAGGAAUAUUUUGAUUCUCUUUGUCCACGACCAAUACGAUUUUAGAUUAAUGCUUGCAACGUGAACAAGAUUGUCACAAAGAUGCUCGAAAUGCUGCUCAUAGAAAAUUACCAUUGACUGUCUAAUACAGAUAUGCUUACCUUGAUAGAAUUGGUCUGUUUUUAACUCGACUGUCCCUUAAAAUGGCCUCAAAACUUAUAAGCUCAGAUCCAACGAUAAUAGGCAGUACAAAGAGGAAAUAGGAUUUACUUCUUUGAAUAAAAACGGGUCGUUGACAUAACAAAGAUAAUCAGUGAAUUCAUAAUCGACGUGUGUUGAUAAGAAAUCCUAGGGCACAAAGUAUCUUCGACCGAGUUUUAAACUUGGGAACAUUGUGUGGAUUCAAGUU
Molecule: messenger RNA, 7177 nt
Organism: Rhopilema esculentum
Lineage: Eukaryota; Metazoa; Cnidaria; Scyphozoa; Rhizostomeae; Rhizostomatidae
Product: histamine H2 receptor
Biological process (GO): G protein-coupled receptor signaling pathway
Cellular component (GO): membrane
Molecular function (GO): G protein-coupled receptor activity
Source: RefSeq, a predicted model, not a curated record